CUGUAAUAUAUAUAACUCACCCUGCAUUCCCUAUCUUUCUCUCCCUUUCUUCUCCUUUCCAAGAGAAAGAGAGAGAGAGAGAUACACAUUCAACACACACAAUAAUAUCUCUCUCACCAUAUGUCACAUUAGGCAGCACACUUUUUUCACAUUCAUUUUGAGAUUGUUACACUUUAAUCUCAUCUACAACCGCAAAUGGCGGAAGGGGUGCUGCAAUUCAAUGUGGCGUCAAUGGUGGAAGAUGUGCUCCAGCAGCACGGAAAGAGACUCGGUGAAACAGAUUUCGCCUCAAGAAGAGCUCAGGAAACUUCAUUGAGAAGAUAUGAGGUGGCGGGGUGGCUAAGGAAGAUGGUAGGGGUAGUUUUGGGAAAAGAUUUGCCUGCUGAGCCUUCUGAAGAAGACUUCAGGAUUGGAUUGAGAAGUGGCAUUAUUCUUUGCACUGUUCUUAACAAGGUUCAGCCUGGCUCUGUUCCAAAAGUAGUUGAAGCACCUGUUGACACUGUCAUCAUUCCUGAUGGUGCUGCCCUCACUGCAUUCCAAUACUUUGAAAAUGUGAGGAACUUCCUUGUAGCCAUAGAGGAAAUGGGGAUUCCCACUUUUGAAGUCUCUGAUUUGGAACAAGGAGGGAAGUCUUCCCGGAUCGUGAACUGCAUCAUGGCCCUCAAAUCAUACCAUGACUGGAAGCAGUCCGGUGGGAACGGGGUCUGGAAGUUCAGUGGAAACCCGAGGCCGUGCACUGCUGCACCCAAGCCUCAUCAUGCCAGAAGAAGCUCUGAUCUGUUCCUCAAUUUUCUCUCAAGGACCUCUUCUUCAGCUGGUGACAAGUCUCCUGAUAGUUGCAUCACUGAUGAUCUUCAUGAAAUGUGCGCGUCUCCCUCGUUGCAAAGGCUUGUGCGCGACCUUCUUUCUGAUAAGAGUCCAGAAGAGAUCCCUAUUAUUGUGGAGAGUAUAAUAAAUAAGGUUAAGGAAGAGUUCGAGCGCAAGCUGGAAAGGCAGACUAAACUGAUUGAAAGAAUUUUGAAGGGUUCAUUUAUGGCACAACAGAUUAGCACAUCGCAGGAUAAGGGCGCCUACACGACAGAGAUUGGAACAGCUUCACAGGAUGAGAGCGACUCGAACUCGUGCAUGAGUUUGGAGAUUGAGGCGACGCCAAAUAUAAGAAAAGCAAACGAAAAAGAUUUGAGCAUCCUUCCCUUGAAGCACCAAGAAUUCAUUCAUCUCCAGAACAGGACUGUAGAGGAACUCAAGAACCUCCUCAACUCGACAAAACAAGGCAUGCACGUGAUGCAGCUCAAGUAUGAAGAAGAUGUUGACACUCUAGGUAAACAAGUCGUGCGCCUAGCUAGCCAAGCUUCUGGAUACCAGAAGGUUCUAGAAGAGAACCGAAAACUGUACAAUCAAGUGCAAGACCUCAAAGGAAACAUCAGAGUGUACUGCCGUGUGCGCCCUUUCCUGCCGGGGCAGGCCAAUGGCUUGAACGUGCUGGACGAAAUAGUUGACAACUCGCUCACAAUCCAAACAAGUGCGAAGCAUGGAAAAGGGAAGAAAACAUUCACUUUCAACAAGGCCUUUGGUCCUAAUUCAACUCAAGAUGAAGUAUUUGCAGAUACUCAGCCAUUGAUCCGAUCAGUCCUCGAUGGAUACAACGUCUGCAUAUUCGCCUAUGGCCAAACCGGAUCAGGAAAGACGUACACAAUGACGGGGCCGAAAGAGCUAACAAAAGAAAGCCUAGGUGUGAACUACAGAGCACUGAGCGACUUGUUCGAAAUCUCAGAGCAGAGAAAAGACACCAUUGCUUACAACAUCUCUGUUCAAAUGAUGGAAAUCUACAACGAGCAGGUCCGAGAUCUCCUCGUCACCGACGGCGGCAACAAGAGAUUGGAAAUCCGCAACAACUCCUCCAACGGCAUCAACGUCCCCAACGCCAAUCUUGUUAACGUAACCUCAACUUCCGACGUCAUCGACCUCAUGAACCUUGGCCACAAGAACCGCGCAGUCGGCUCCACUUCCAUGAACGACCGCUCCAGCCGCUCCCACAGUUGCCUCACGGUUCACGUCCUAGGCAAGGACUUGACGUCUGGGGCUACCCUACGCGGCUGCAUGCAUCUGGUGGACCUCGCCGGGAGCGAGCGAUGCGACAAGACAGACGCCGUCGGCGACAGGUUGAAGGAGGCUCAGCACAUCAACCGCUCCCUGUCUGCUCUAGGAGACGUGAUCGCUGCUCUGGCUCAGAAGAAUGCUCACGUCCCCUACCGCAACAGCAAGCUCACCCAGCUGCUACAGGACUCACUCGGAGGCCAAGCCAAGACGCUCAUGUUCGUCCACAUUAGCCCCGAGCCCGACGCUCUCGGGGAGACGCUCAGCACUCUCAAGUUCGCCGAGCGCGUCUCCACCGUCGAGCUCGGUGCUGCCAAGACCAAUAGGGAGGCGGCUUUUGGUCCUGACGUCAAAGAGCUUAAGGAGCAAAUUGCGUCGCUGAAAGCGGCGUUGGCGCGGAAGGAAGGGGGCGGGCUCCAUCAUUCCAGUUUGGAGAGCCCUACGUCGAGCGCGUCUUCUCCGUCCCACUCGUGCAAGACGGAGGACCAGAGCAACUGUUCGUCGAGAAGGCAAAGCUUGGAUAGCCAGGACUCGUGGCCGACAAUUCAGGAGGCGGUGAAAGUGGUGUCGAGCAGUAGCUUGAGUGGUCGCAGUAGCCGCAGGCAGUCGCCGGAGGUGUUCUUCGACAACAAGCGCAGCCCCAAGAUUAGUAAAGCCCCAAGCAACGUCAGAAGGCACAGCCUAGACAAGAACGAUGACUCGGAUGAAACUAGUGAAUCUUCCGAGCAAGAUUACCAAUGCCUCAACAACAUUCAGAAAUCCGCCACAGCCGCGUCAAAGCUCAAACGCCCCACCGCUGCCGCCAAGCCAGCGGUCAAGAGCCAGGACACGAGGAGUCAGAUUCCGGUGAACAAAGGUGCGCGACCAAUAGCAGCAACUGCUUCGUCUCUGGUGAGGCGAAAGACUGGCAGUGGGAAGUGAGAGGAAUUGAAGAGGCGUUAUGAUGUGUCAACGCUUUCUUGCUAUCGUUAAUUAUGGCCGUUUUUGGAUCUUCUCAUUUUCACUAUACAUGCAUUUAGUUGUCUAGAAUACAUAUAUAUACGAUCCGAGAGGCGAAGAAGAUGAAGUUUUCUAUUCCUUUUUACAUUUUGGGAAAAAGGCGGGGCAUCAACAAAUCUAUACUUCCACGCCCAUUUUCAGCUUGUAAAACUUUGAUUAGGAGAUUUUCAUAGUGAGAAUAUAGCUGAUGAUUAUAUAUCAAUGUUGUUGCACAUAACUGAUUAAACUUUUCUUGUAACUACUGUUUAUUGUGCACUAUAUGUAUACUUUUAUAUAUGCUAAUGUAAUAAUAAUACACAACAAUUUUGAAUACUA
Salvia miltiorrhiza (redroot sage) is the source of this 3411-nucleotide messenger RNA. RefSeq names its product kinesin-like protein KIN-14I. Bases 196 to 3018 code for a protein of 940 amino acids. The record is from RefSeq and is a predicted model, not a curated record. The transcript has 15 exons. Gene Ontology annotation, molecular function: ATP binding; microtubule binding; microtubule motor activity. Gene Ontology annotation, biological process: microtubule-based movement. Lineage: Eukaryota; Viridiplantae; Streptophyta; Magnoliopsida; Lamiales; Lamiaceae.